AUGAAAAACAUCUUAACACAAAGCCUGGCAAAAUACUUCUUACCAGACGGACUAACAACUAGCUACAGCUUUGAUAAAGGGGCAGAGAGUGCAAAUAUGCUUAAUGCUACACGUAGCGCAACUAAAUUAAUUUCACACUUCUUCUCACCUAUUAAUGCUCUAGCAGGUAAACCAGUAUUUACUGUUAAAUCUGACGCUGUAGUAGUACAUGUCUUUUACUACAUUCCUGUGGUAAACCAAGCACUUAACAGCAAUACAGUUAAUAAUCUAGGUACUGCACUAAGUUCACUAUUUGGACGACCUGUAAGCCUACGACUAGUUAAACUACAUUACCCAUAUCUAGACAGUAACAUCUUAGCCCAAUACAUCGCAAUGAACACACAAGAUUACACACUAGUACAAAUUGUACGACGUAUCUUUGGUUCUAUUUCACCUGUUAAAAAUACAGAAUCUCUUAAUGCACUAGCUAGCGAACUACCUUCACAUAUUGUAGGUAUCAAAGUACGUGUAUCAGGACGAUUAAUGAUGGAACGAUCACGGCCACGACAAACAGUGCAAACAGCACAAGUAGGUUCAUUUGCUAAAAAUAACCUAGCACUAGUAGAUCAAGCAUCCUUUACUGCUAAAAACAAAAAAGGAGCCUUUACAGUCAAAGUAUGGAUCGUGCAACGAGCAGUCGUCUAA
Molecule: messenger RNA, 684 nt
Organism: Dioszegia hungarica
Lineage: Eukaryota; Fungi; Basidiomycota; Tremellomycetes; Tremellales; Bulleribasidiaceae
Source: the annotation of a RefSeq genome assembly